Molecule: messenger RNA, 2910 nt
Organism: Penicillium canescens
Lineage: Eukaryota; Fungi; Ascomycota; Eurotiomycetes; Eurotiales; Aspergillaceae
Product: ferric reductase family protein
Exons: 5
Coding region: 1-2910 (969 amino acids)
Biological process (GO): copper ion import; iron ion transport; intracellular iron ion homeostasis
Cellular component (GO): plasma membrane
Molecular function (GO): ferric-chelate reductase activity
Source: RefSeq, a predicted model, not a curated record
AUGGACAUCACGAUCUUUUACGCCAUUGCAGUGGGGUGCUUACUGACAACACUCUUUCUCAUUCGCAUAGCCCCUUCCUUUCUGAAUCUACUCACAGCUUUGUCAUUCCUGAUUACGAAGCACUUAACAUAUCCAUACUUGUGGGGUCGCCAUAGGCUGAUUGCUCCUUGCACUCGAGCUGAUGCCUUGUCAUAUCUCGCGUACGCUGUAACAAAUGUGUUUCUUGUUGCCUUCAAGACUCCAUCAACAACAAUGGCUAGAGACCGCGCCGGAACCCUUUCAGUGAUCAAUAUGAGUUUCCUGUUCUUGGCACACCAUCUAGGAUUCCUUGCAAACGCCAUGGGUGUUUCUUUGAUGAUGUGCAAGCGCAUUCAUCGGACUGUGGGCUGGAUGACUGGCAUUCUCCUCAUGUUACAUAUCAUCAUGGCUAUGAUAACUGAGCAGAAGGGCUGGAAUAUUCGUGAGAAGGCCCAACUCUUUGGAUUAAUCGGUGCUGUGAUUAUGGCCGCAAUUCUCUUAUUAUCCUUCCCUUUCGUUCGCCGUUUCUUCUACGAGCCAUUUCUCCGACUACAUCAAGCCCUGGCUACAGCCUGCAUAUAUUUUGUAUGGCGGCAUUUGCCAUCCGAUACUCUGCUGCCCCGGCUGUAUGUUUAUAUUCCGCUUGGCACAAUGCUACUUGCAUUAUUGGUCGAGCUUUUCCUUUUCAUCGUUAGGAAUGGCGUCUUCCCCCCACGUCCUUAUUCUCGUGCCUCUAUCAGAUGUGACCGGGUGCAACAAGCACCAAUACAGAGCAUAGAGGCAACACCGCUGAAAGUAAGGGUUGCUCUUACAAGGCCCCUACAUGUCGAGGCAGGCCAAUACAUAAGUCUCUGGAUACCCGCGGCAAGCCUAUUCUCCUGGGCCCAGACACACCCGUUUAUGGUGACAUCUUGGUCGCCAGAAAAGCAGGAUGUCCUGGAGCUUUUUGUUCAACCUCGAAGAGGGCUCACUGAGACUAUUCACCAUCGUACAGCCACGGAUGGCUAUACAUCCUUGACAGCAUUUGUUAGCGGGCCGUAUGGAGUCAGCAAAUCCGUAGACCAUUACGAAUGCGUCUUGGCAAUUGCGACUGAUUUCGGUAUAGCAGGUGUCAUAUCUUAUCUUAAGAAGCUCCUCUACGGGUAUAACACUUGCACGUCACAUGUGCGCCGGGUACAUUUCGUGUGGGAGGUCCAAACAUUGGAUAUUGCUGUUGCAGCCCAGCCACUUCUGAACAGCUUGUUAAGCGAUGAUGUCUUGGAUGAUGGCUAUGUGGGUUGGCUCUUCCUGUCUAACCAUACUUGCGCUGACGUGAUACAGAUACUCGAAAUGUCUUUUUAUGUGGCAUCAAACCAGAUGAUAGAACAUGGCAAGCCGUUCGGCCAGCAUCGCCGCGCGACAGUUUUCAAUGGAAAGCCUCGAUUUGAUGAAAUUAUAUCAGAAGAGGCUUCCGGGCGAAACAUAAAACGGCUGCCAAACACUCAUGAGGAUCGCGGUGAGGUUCUGGUUAUGGUCUCUGCCAGCGCCCAUGGACCCGAUAUCUCUGAUAAUGACCCUGUUGAUUGGGAUGCAUGGCUCACAUCAGAGGCACUCAACAAUGAAAAAUAUCUGGCUACCUCACAAUGCAGCUUUAUCAACAUGGAAGACUGUACUGAGCGUCAGCCUUUACUGAAACAUGCCCCUCAGCUUCAUUCAAAACUGCCAGAAAUCUCUCUGCUAUCAGAUGGAAGUUUAUUGUUGACGCAGUCCACAGACAGCAACAAAGAGACAACGACAACAGGUCUCCGAACGUCAAGUCUAGGCGCAUAUUUCUCUGCGAAAAGUGAAAACACAGAAAUGCAAUAUCUCAUGAUCAACGAAAAAGAACAAUUCAAGUGUUCAGAGUCCAGUGAAGAUCAUUCUAGUGCUUUCGGCCUUGAGAAUCGGCACCAGAGAAGAGUCCUCACUUCACCAGAUCUCAAGUUUCUGGAAACACAAGAGACCGGAAGAGGAAGCUUUCACAAAUACAAGCCAGUCGAUAACCGGACCCAGGCAGCUGAGUGCGUUGACUGCAUUCAAACAAUAUGUCAGAUUGCAACUGGCGAGACAAUGAGCGAGAAACAAGCUCGAGACGUCGAAGACUGCGGGGAUAGUCUGAUCACAAUUAUACAAUCCGACGGCCCGAUUGCCGCGUUUAAGCCUCUUUUAGUCAACUGUCACCUGCAUACCUUACCUAGUGUUGACAUGUAUGGCUUGAAUUCGUCCCUGACGGCAUGCGUGGCAUAUCUGAGGUACCUGAACUCGGUCACUGGUUCAGUUUCGAAGUCAGACGAUGUGAAUCGCCGCCUUGCCCAGAUUUGGAUCCAUAUUCAUUUCGAAAAUCUUGUCAAUGAUUUGAAGGAAAGUGAGAAAAACGGUCUUCCGCUUAACCGACAACGUCGGGCAAUUCCCACGAUAGCCAGAGAUUCUAUCUUACAGGCUUUUCACGGGAGCCCAUUCGUGCCGCAAAAAAAAGAUCGCGACUUUUUGAGCGAUCAAUGCCGCUGGGGCGAGCGUUGGUGGAAAGUUGCUACCUGCAUGGGACUUGGUGUGAUUUUACUAGCUAGUGAAGACUUGGCAAAUCAAAUAGGCAGAAGAACAGCUUUUCAGAAUAAAAUGGUAGACACGUUGGCCAUUUAUGUUCUCAAUCGCUACCCAGCUCUGACCAGUCUUUAUCGAUCGUUUGAGUCUAUGGCAGUAGGCCUCAUGCUUGGAGGUGAUAAUGUCUUUUCCCAGGACCAACUAAACAUCUUCCUCGAGGCGCUCGUGGAGAAUGAAGCAAACUCAUGCAAGCUAGAAAGAUGGGUGGUUCCAAACCUCAAAUCUCUAUCUAGACUUGCUGCUUCCCACCUAAUCUUUCUGCAGAGAUUCUAA